CAGAGGUGUGGUGCCUUGAACAUUUAACGCCAGGGGACACAAUAGAGAUAGAGGAAGAAAAUUGCUCUUACUGUUAGCUACUUACCUGAGCUAGAGAGAGAGAGAGAGAGAGAGAGAGAGUCAGUGCAAGUUAGAGGAGGGAUCACAGCACACACAAAAAAAACUUGCUGACUUACUCUGUGUCUCUCAUUUAAAGACUCACACUCAGGCUUUCACUAAGACAUAUACCUCGCCUCUAAGUUCAAAGACAUAGAAGUCAAUAUUUGACUGAGCAGGGAAGGAAGGAGGAAGGAACAACGAGAGGAAGAAAAGAAAGAAAUAGAAAGGGAGAAAUAGAAGUGUGUCCCUCCCCUGUACAUUGGCAUUGGAAAUUCCUUGGAACUUGGACUCUAAGAGUUUUUUCCCCCCUCCAGACGCAGGUGGACACUAACCUUGCAGAACAGCGAGGAGUAAAACAAAACAAAGGCAAAGGAUUAAGCGAUUUUCUCCCUUUUUGGACGGAUUUCUGGACUUGUAUUGGGCAAGGCAUAAGAGGUAGGAGAUGGGGAGAUGGAUGUUUCAUCUCUGUGUGGGGGUUGUACUUGCUGUUCUCAUGGCCAGUUGCUACGCUGAAGUGAACCCCUGUCUGGAAAAAAGCAGUCAGACUUGUUCAGCAUGUAUCCAGCGGGCGAAGGACUGUGCAUACUGCCCAGAUGAGGUAUAUGAUGGUCCUCGCUGUGACCUCAAGCAGGUCAUCGUAAUGCGUGGCUGUAAAAACACAAUGACAGCUACAGGCAGUGUCUCCAUAUUGGAAAAACAACGAAUCGACAAAACGAUCAUCCGCUCCCAGGUAUCUCCUCAGAAGGUGACUAUGAGCCUGCUUCCAGGAGAGGAGAGGGUGAUAGAUAUGGAGGUGUAUGAACCAGUUAAAGGCCCUCUGGACCUCUAUAUUCUUAUGGACUUCUCCAACUCCAUGCAAGAUGAUCUGGACAACCUCAAAAAGAUGGGCACCCAACUGGCGGAACUGAUUAAAGACCUGUCUGACGACUUCACUAUUGGCUUCGGCAAGUUUGUUGACAAGGUGGUAGAACCCCAGACAGACAUGAGACCGUCAAAACUGGCCAAGCCCUGGCCCAACAGCGACCCUCCAUUCUCAUUCCAACAUGUGAUCACUCUUACUAGUGAUGAACGUACCUUCACUGAAAAGCUGACGAAGGAGAGGAUCUCUGGAAACCUGGAUGCUCCUGAGGGGGGCUUUGAUGCCAUACUGCAAACUGCGGUCUGCGGGGAUAAGAUUGGCUGGCGUAAUGAUUCCACCCACCUCUUGGUAUUCUCCACCGAGUCGGCCUUCCACUAUGAGGCAGAUGGUGCCAACGUCCUGUCAGGCAUCUUGCCACGCAAUGACGAGCAGUGCCACCUUGACACCCAGGGGAAAUACACAAUGGACACCAAGCAGGACUAUCCCUCUGUACCAACCCUGGUUCGCUUGCUGGGAAAUCACAACAUUAUCCCCAUUUUUGCAGUUACUAAAUACUCCUAUAGCUAUUAUGAGAAGCUACAAGAGUAUUUCCCAAUUGCUGAGCUGGGUAUACUACAGGAAGACUCUACUAACUUUAUCGCCCUUCUGAGGAGUGCCUUUGCGAGUAUCCGUUCUAAAAUGAGUAUCCGGGCACAAAACCCGAUUUCAGCUAUACAAGCUGAGGUCCAAUCAGAAGUAGCGAGUACUGCACAGGCCGGAUACUUCGAAAUCAAGCCUGGAAACAUAGGGAGGUUUAAGGUGCGCGUCAAGGCCAAUGAGAAGGCAGGUGAGGGACAUGUGUGUGAGCUGAAAAAGUCUGACAGGAAUGGAGAGAUAAGCGUGAAACCAACCACUUUCAGUGCAGAUCUGAAAAUCAACGCUGAGGUGCUUUGCCAAACCUGCAAGUGUGAGCAGGAACGCAUGAAAAAUGCACCAAAGUGUUCAGGCAAUGGGGACCUGGUCUGUGGGACGUGCCAGUGUGCUCCUGGCUGGAUGGGUCCAUUCUGUAACUGCUCAGCUAAGUUGUCGUCGAACACAGAAAGUACCUGUCUGGGUCCAAACAUGGCAAAGCCGUGUUCUGACCGAGGACAAUGUCUGUGUGGAACGUGUGUGUGUGACCAACCUGACCAGUAUGAAGGACCCUACUGUCAGUUUCACAAGCUUCAGUGUCCACGCCACAGAGGUUUCCUCUGCUAUGACCAUGGUAGCUGCUCCAUGGGACAGUGUGUGUGUGCACACGGCUGGAAAGGACAAGCUUGUGAGUGUCCCUUAAGUAACCAGACCUGUUUGGACACUAAAGGGGGUCUCUGUAACAACAUUGGUGAGUGUGAAUGUGGUCGUUGCAAGUGCCCGGACAAAGGUCUCCCCAUGACCUCCACCUGUGAGCGUAACGUCCAGGCCCAGCGUGGGAUGUGUGAUGGCAUGAGGAGCUGUGUCCAGUGUCAGGCCUGGAAGACGGGAGAGAAAAAGGCAAAGGACAAAUGUGAUACGUGCCCGUUCAAAGUCAUCAUGGUGGACAAGCUGAAGGAAAAUGAAGAUGUGUUUGAGACAUGUGUAUACCGCGACGAGGAUGAUGACUGCACGUACCAGUUCACCGUUGACUACUCUGACAAGCAAACUGAAAAGAAUCUGGAAGUCCAGGGGCUCAAGAAGAAAGAAUGUCCCCCUGGUAGUUUCCUGUGGCUGAUUCCUCUCAUCAUGUUCCUCAUGUUAUUGCUGGGUCUGCUGCUGCUCUGCUGCUGGAAGUACUGUGCAUGCUGCAAGGCCUUUCUUGCUCUUCUACCAUGCUGUGGCAAAGGGCGUAUGGUUGGUUUCAAGGAGGACCAGUACAUGCUCCGACAAUCCCUGCUCACCUCUGACCACCUGGACACGCCCUUAGUGAGGACCGGCCCACCCAAGAGCACUGAUGUUGUUCGCUGGAAGAUCACGGAUAAUGUCCACCGACCACCCAGCCACCCACUGGCGCAGGUCCAGCCCGACCCUAAACAGAUCAUUCCUUUCCCCCUGUCCCUUCGCCUGGUCAGGUUGUUCUCAGACAACCUGUCCCGUCAAGACUCCAGAGAUUCUGAGCUUCUACGAAGGGAGGUUAAUGACAACCUGAAUGAAGUGUACAAGCAAAUUCCUUAUGCCAAGGCAGUUGAGGAUACUACAUUUAGAUUACAGAGAAAUGCUGGUAAAAGGAAGGAUCACACCAUCGUGGACACGGUUCUGCACGCUCCUCGCUCCAGCUACCCUGACAUCGUCCAACUGACUGAGAAAAAUGUCCAGUCUGGAAACUUCCAAGAUGUUAAAGUGAUGCCAAACUACUACACAGUGGCCACAGAUAGAGAGGCAACUGGUGCCGUAGAGUUCCAGGAGGGGGUGGAGAUGGUGGAUGUGCGUGUGCCGCUCUUCAUCAAGGAUGAAGAUGAUGACGAGAAGCGGCUGCUGUUGAAGGCGGUAGAUGUUCCUCUGGGCAUUGCUGAGAUAGGGAAACGCUUUGUCAACAUCACUAUUAUUAAAGAACAUGCCAAGAGUGUUCUGACAUUCCUCCAGCCUGCCUACACCUACAGCCGACAGGACAAAGUGGCUAACAUCCCCAUCAGCAGAGAGAUCAUAGAAGAUGGAAACACACAGGUCACGUACCGCACCAGAGACCUCACCGCUAAGGACAAGAAGGACUAUGUGGCUGUGGAUGGGGUCCUGCCCUACGGACCUGGUGAGACCCAGAAGAACGUCCCUGUGAGUCUGUUGGAGCUUGGAAAGGGGGAUAGUCUGCUGGACACACAGGUCAAACAGUUUGUCAUGGACCUCAGUAACCCAAAACAGGGAGCCAAGUUGGGAAGAUACCCAAGAACAACCGUCACCAUCACUGACCAACCAGAGCCUAGUGUGGUCAUGUUUAAGAAGAGCACCCAGAACUUCAGCACCGCUGACCCAACCUACUCCAUCCCUGUGGUCCGCACCCGCAAUGCGGAGGGUCCCGCCAUGGUCCACUGGAAGACCCGCAGUUCCAAGCGCUAUGACCUGUCCGGUCCCCUCAAGUUUGCUCCCGGCGAGACAGAGAAGAACAUUGUGAUUGACCCACGAUCGGUUAAACCAGAAAGCCCGGUCAAACCAGAAACCUUCCAACUCGAGCUGUUCGACCCCAGUGAGAACACAGCGGUCGGGGAGAGAAAGAUAACGAUGGUCAAUGUUACCGAUGGAGGACGCCCAGAGGUGGCCCAGAUGCAGAGUAAGGGCUUCAGCCAUCCAGUCGCGUCCCCGGGUGGCCGUCUCCUCUCUCCGACCAACGUGAAGGCCACAGCCACCGGGCCCCGGAACAUCCGCCUUAACUGGGACUCCUUAGGAAACUCCCUAGGCUACAAGGUGAAGUAUUGGAUCUAUGGGGACCCAGAGGCUGACGCGCAGGUGAUGGAUGUGAAGACCACCCAAGCUGAGCUGACCAAACUUUACCCCUACUGUGACUACGAGAUGAAGGUGUGUGGCUACAAUGCCCUGGGAGAUGGAAACUACAGUGAAAUGGUGCCCUGUCAGACCCUGGAGGAUGUCCCUAGUGAGCCCGGUCGUCUGGCCUUCAAUGUUAUAAGUCCAACUGUCACUCAGGUCAGCUGGGCGGAGCCUGCCGAGCCCAAUGGCGUCAUCACUGCCUACGAGGUCAUCUACACACCCAUCAAUGAGGACAACAAGCAAAUGGGUGUUUCUAAGAAGGUGAAGAUAGACAACCCUAAGAAAAGGAUGUUGCUGAUUGAGAACCUGCAGUCAGCCCAGACUUACUUCUACCAGGUCCGUGCCAAGAACAGUGUCGGCUGGGGCCCCUUCAAAGACGCUACCAUCAACCUAGCUUCACAGCCGACCAGACCCAUGUCCAUACCUAUCAUCCCAGACAUCCCGAUAGUGGACGCGGAGGCAGGGGAGGAUUACGACAGUUACCUGAUGUACAGCAGUGAGGUCCUCAAGUCACCAACAGGCUCCAAGAGACCCAGCGUCUCAGACGAAGAGCAAGUAAACGGGAGGUGGGAACAGAACUUCCUGUUCCCUGGAGGCGGUGGUUCAAUGUCACGCAGCGCAAAUAUGUCUUCGUCAAGCUACGGCCAGGCUUCUCCCAUGUCCACACUCAGCUCCAACCACAGAGGAGGGGGUGGGGGCUCCAUGACCAUGGAUUCCACCACCACAUACAUCUCUGGACAAGGAGGAACCUCCCUCUCUCGUACACAGAUGAUUGGGGGCGGCACACGGACAGAGAACGUUGUCAUGAGAAAGCGGUCGGAGAACAGAGGCUACUAUGAGUAUGACGACAACAUCCGAGAUUCCAUUGUCAUAGGAGACAUGCACAGUGGAUUGUCAGGCUACUCUGAAGGCCAAAGUACAUAUGGCUUCAGCCCAACUAAGACUCUUACAUCGAGUCAGUACAGCUACGGUAUGUCUCAGGCUUUUCGGGGCAGGACCCAUUCUGAGGAUGUCAACGAUGUGCUACUGAACCUGGACAGGGUGCUCCUGGAGUCUCGGCCCUCUCCUGGGGUCCCUGACACUCCCACAAGGCUGGUGUUCUCUGCCCUGGGCCCCACAGCCCUGAAGGUCAGCUGGCAGGAGCCACACUGCGAGAGGGACGUGCUGGGUUACUGUGUCCUGUACCAGCUGCUGAAUGGAGGUGAUGUGAAGCGUAUUAACGUGUCCAGCCCAGCAGAGAACUCCGUGGUUGUGCAGGAUCUGCUUCCUAACCACUCGUACCUGUUCAAGGUGAAGGCUCAGAGUCAGGAGGGCUGGGGACCGGAGAGAGAGGGAGUCAUCACCAUAGAGUCAGCCGUCGACCCCAACAGUCCACUGAGCCCAAUGCCUGGUUCUCCCUUCACUCUGAGCACCCCCAGUGCUCCCGGCCCCCUGGUGUUCACAGCUCUGUCCCCCGAGGCACUUCAGCUGAGCUGGGACAAACCACGCAAACCCAAUGGAGACAUCCUGGGCUAUGUGGUCACCUGUGAACAGCUGCACGGAGGAGGGGACAUGCGUACCUUCCAGGUGAGCGGUGACAGUGCCGAGACCAGUUUGACUGUUCCAAACCUGAGAGAAAACAUGCCGUACAAGUUCAAAGUUCAGGCCAAGACGACCCAGGGCUUCGGGCCCGAGAGGGAGGGUAUCAUUACCAUAGAGUCUCAGGAAGGGGGUAGCGUGUCUCAAAUAAGUGGAAUAGGUGGUAUGUCUCAACUGGGAGGCCUAAGCGGUUUGUCUCAACUAGGAGGCAUGUCUCAGUACAGCACCCAGUCAGUGACCAACAGAGAAGUGUUCCAACUGCCGACCGACGUCACCACCCACACCAACGUAACACACACCAUGGUUAACGACCCCUACUUCUCAGACGGUAUGAUGAUGACUGGUAUGACGACUCAGCACAUAGAGACCGGGGGCAUGGUGACACGUCAUGUGACCAAGGAGGUGGUUCAGAGGAGCAUGCAGAUGGCUGGCACCAGCAGCGUCACCAAGAAGGUCGAGAGGUCGUUCUAUGAGACCUGAGCUCAACACGGCCCCCGCUCUGUCUGUUACAAACAGUGGCUCCUGUCGUGUCUCCCCUGACGUUCUUUUGUUUAUAGUUUGUGUCGCUUGUUUUCUAUUUUGGUGAAAACCUUUUACACUCAAAGAACUCUACUACACCAAUAAAGAGAUGUGGUGUUGUAGAUACUAUUUAAAAACACUCUUCACAGCUCCCUCUAUUGGUUCUUCACUGUAUGACGCCUAGUGGUUUAGAUUUUGCUGGGACACUAGUCUGAGGUCUCUGUAGUUUAGAGUCUGCUAGUGCUAAUAUCCCUUGACACAAGAUUAGCUGAGAGAUUAACAGAGGGACAGUGUUUACUAGGGUUCGUACUUGGCUGCGGUUUGUUAAAUUGAUGGCCUCUUUGUGGUAACCGUCUGCCAGUGCUUUAAAGGAUGUUUGUUCGUUGGGUAUCCUAUUGCAUUGUAUUACCGUAUCGUUGGUAAAACUCAUUUCAAACAUGAAACAUAUUAAAGUGAUAUGGGAUCUGUAUGUUUGAGGAAAUGGAAUUGAAAUAUUGAAGCCAAAUACUAUAUUGCUAUGUAUUGUUUGUGUAUAAGGUGUUUCCGUUUUGCAUCUGUCAAUUGGCAUAUUUUCUUUUUGCCAAGCUCAUUAAGGUCAUGUAAUAGUUUACAUUUUUAUUUCUGUCAAGAGUGCUUCAGUCUCUGCCAAACUAAUAUAUUUUAGAAUAGAUUGACUAGAAAAUACAGAUAUUUUUGAGGGAUUUGUUUUAGCGAGACAAAAAGAUUGUAUUCUCUUAACAGUAUAUUGUUUUUUUCCCACUUAUGCUGUGCUUUGGUUCAAUACAAAAUACUGUCUAUUGGAAUUUUUACUCUUAGUGAGGCAUUUCAUGUAUAAUUAUAUUUAUCUGAAAAGUGUUGGAUUAAUUUGAUUAAUUUGUUAUUAAAAGAUAUAAUAACAUUACAUCAGUAUACCAAAAAAUAUAAAAGGCAGACCAUUUGUAG
Molecule: messenger RNA, 7465 nt
Organism: Esox lucius (northern pike)
Lineage: Eukaryota; Metazoa; Chordata; Actinopteri; Esociformes; Esocidae
Gene: itgb4
Product: integrin, beta 4
Exons: 39
Coding region: 542-6484 (1980 amino acids)
Biological process (GO): cell adhesion mediated by integrin; integrin-mediated signaling pathway; cell migration
Cellular component (GO): cell surface; membrane; integrin complex
Molecular function (GO): integrin binding
Source: RefSeq, a predicted model, not a curated record